Messenger RNA from Cuscuta epithymum, 1999 nucleotides. The record is from the annotation of a GenBank genome assembly. Lineage: Eukaryota; Viridiplantae; Streptophyta; Magnoliopsida; Solanales; Convolvulaceae.
GGGAGAGAGAAAGGAAGAAAAAUAAGCUCAAUGAUUGAAAAUUCCAAUAUGUAGGGUCUAACAAAAUAGGCAAUGUAAUGAAGCAUUAAUACUUAAAUUCUGCAUAUUCAAGUAUUUGAAAUAGAAUAAAAAAUCUAAGAAUAUUCAAUAAUAAAAAAACAAUAUACUCUUAUUAUAGAAAUUAAAUUAUAGAAUAGAUAAUUAUUAGAUAAAUUUAAAGUAAAGAGCUUAAAGCCAAUAAAGACUAAGAAAAAUGGCUCAAGACUCAAAUUAUUCAUAUAUUACUAUUUGAGCUCCAUUGUAAAAUUAGGACCUAACCAUUAAGUAAGAAGUGAUGGGGACGACGGAACUUAUGAAUAAAAAAGAUUCAAUUUAAGAUUAAAUAAAAAAAAUCUUAAAUAUUCACUGGCUGGGAUGGCGAAAUAAACCAAUGUUAAAUUAUUUGAUUUCUAGAUAGUAGCUAGAAGAUGUAACAGGCUCGUCCUAGAAAUGAAAUCUAAAUUGACAGAGUCAAUAUUCGCCCGCGAAAACUUUUUGCAAAAGAAUCAAAAAGCAAUAUAAAGACAAUAUUCAAGAAUAGUCAAAAAGGAAGGAUUAGUUAGACUCAGAGAAUCAUGAAAAAAGUGUAGAAUAAGUCAUUUUAUUUCAAAUAGAUUGAAAAAAAAUAUCACUCAAUUCCUAAAUAUUAUUUGGACUUCUCAGUCCAUAUUAUUAUUAUAGAUCUUAUUAUCUAUAUUUAGAUUUGUAGUAUUUAUCUUAGUAUCUAUCUUUAGAUUGAAGAUUUAGAUAUCUUCACUAUGAUUAAUCAAUUUUAGUCAAAAGCUCAUUUUGUAAAUCCUUUAUUCGUAAUUCGCGAGGAGCUGGAUGAGAAGAAACUCUCACGUCCGGUUCUGUAGUAGAGAUGUAAUAAAUAAAAAUCCAUCAACUAUAACCCCAAAAGAACCAGAUUCCGUAAACAACAUAGAGGAAGAAUGAAGGGAAUAGCUUCUCGAGGUAAUCAUAUCUGUUUCGGUAAAUAUGCGCUUCAAGCACUUGAACCCGCUUGGAUCACAUCUAGACAAAUAGAAGCCGGCCGACGGGCAAUGACACGAAAUGCACGUCGUGGAGGAAAAAUAUGGGUACGUAUAUUUCCUGAUAAACCAGUUACUGUACGACCCGCAGAAACACGUAUGGGUUCAGGAAAAGGAUCCCCUGAAUAUUGGGUUGCUGUUGUUAAACCCGGUCGGAUCCUUUUUGAAAUGGGUGGAGUAACAAAAAAUAUUGCCAGAAAAGCUAUUUCAAUAGCAGCAUCGAAAUGCCGAUACGAACUCAAUUCAUUAUUCGGAGAUAGAAUAGAAAAUAUCACUCUAAAACUACCCCAAAGAAUCUUAAGAAUGAAACAAAAACAAAAAAAUAAGUUUCGUUUUAUGUUUGUGGACAAAAAAUAUUUCUUUUUUUCUUCGCCCUUUGCAUUGUGAAAGAAAAGAAUAAAAAAAAAUGCUAUGAUUCAAUCCCAAACCCUUUUAAAUGUAGCAGAUAACAGCGGGGCUCGAAAAUUGAUGUGUAUUCGAAUAAUAGGAGCUAGCAAUCGUCGAUAUGCUUAUAUUGGUGACAUUAUUGUUGCUGUUAUCAAAGAAGCUGUACCUAAUAUGCCUCUACAAAGAUCUGAAGUCGUUAGAGCCGUAAUCGUGCGUACCUGUAAAGAACUAAAACGCGGCAACGGGAUAAUAAUACGAUAUGAUGAUAAUGCCGCAGUUGUUAUUGAUAAAGAAGGAAAUCCAAAAGGGACCAGAAUUUUUGGUCCAAUCCCCCGGAGUUGAGACAAUUAAAUUUUACUAAAAUAGUUUCAUUAGCUCCUGAGGUAUUAUAAAAAAAAUUCAAAAAAAAAAAUGGAGUAGAAUCUGUCUCACGUAUAUAAUUUUAAGAUUAAAAUUAAAGUAAGAUAAACACAAUAAUCCAUAGACAAUAAAAAAAACACGUUGAGAAUAUAAAAUUUUUGAGUCCCAUAAUUAGAGUUUAU